AUUUCGUGUGGAUAGUUGGGCAAUUGGUCAUGGCUGGGGUCAUAAUGUGCGGGCUUUAGGACCCAUACGCGCGGUUCUAUUGACGGGUACUUUGUGUUUACAGUGAGAAUUGUAUGGCAGGAAUUUUCUAACAUCAAAUAUUUAAACAUAAUUUGCAUCGAUACAAACGCUACAAUGGAGACAUAUAUGCUGUGACACAGAGAAAGUAAGUCACACAGGUUUGAAAUGACAAGAGGUUAUUUGGAUGGAGUCCUUGCGGGGUACAGUGGGUCACUCCCGCGAGUACAAAUUGGUGAUGUUAGGAGAGGGGGGUGUGGGCAAAAGUGCCAUCAUCAUGCAGUUUAUAAGUCACAGAUUUCCAGAGGACCAUGACCCGACUAUCGAGGAUGCUUAUAAAACACAGAUUCGCAUAGAUGAUGAGCCAGCAAACCUGGACAUCUUGGACACAGCAGGACAGGCAGAGUUCACAGCGAUGCGCGAUCAGUACAUGCGAGCAGGUGAAGGUUUCAUCAUCUCUUACUCCAUCACAGACCGUCGCAGUUUCCAAGAGGCUCGGCAGUUUAAGCAGCUGAUCUACCGGGUGCGACGCACAGUCGACACGCCGGUUGUACUGGUGGGAAACAAGUCUGACCUGGCCCAUCUAAGACAGCCAAAUGAUAGGUCUAACUAUCCUGCAGACAUAGAUGUCUACACUCAGAGAUGA
Messenger RNA from Triplophysa rosa, 703 nucleotides. Its product is annotated as GTP-binding protein Rit1-like. The record is from RefSeq and is a predicted model, not a curated record. Lineage: Eukaryota; Metazoa; Chordata; Actinopteri; Cypriniformes; Nemacheilidae. Gene Ontology annotation, molecular function: GTPase activity; GTP binding; calmodulin binding. Gene Ontology annotation, biological process: Ras protein signal transduction. Gene Ontology annotation, cellular component: plasma membrane. The transcript is spliced from 7 exons. The coding region runs from base 245 to 703 and encodes 152 amino acids.